AUGGGAGGGAAGCUGCGGUGGUGGCUACGAUCGUCCGUCGUCAUGGCCGUGGCUGCGGUCGUGAUAUCGGACCGGACAACCACAGACCUUCACCGAUGCGGCAGUGUACUCGGGAUCUCGUUGCUUGCCAUGGUACCGACUGACAAGGACAUCAGUCUCUGUGCCUAG
Messenger RNA from Peronospora matthiolae, 168 nucleotides. The record is from the annotation of a GenBank genome assembly. NCBI's taxonomy places the organism in Eukaryota, Oomycota, Peronosporomycetes, Peronosporales, Peronosporaceae.